Mesorhabditis spiculigera is the source of this 1599-nucleotide messenger RNA. The record is from the annotation of a GenBank genome assembly. NCBI's taxonomy places the organism in Eukaryota, Metazoa, Nematoda, Chromadorea, Rhabditida, Rhabditidae.
AUGGCCCACACACCGAUGAAGUCACUGGUAGCCCUUGCCACCGAGAAGCUUCUUCUGAAGACCUCUGGCAACACGUUCCUCGAAGGGGUUGCCUUCAUGUACAGCGCGGGCCUAUCCCCAGAUCGGGUCUCCGUGAUGCGGACACAGGAAGACAAGAAGUACAUUUUGAUGUUCCACUCCAAAUGCGACAUCCGGCCAUUUGCGGCAAACUAUGCAUCGUUCGACAGAGUCCUCCGUGGACUCGUACACAUCCGCGCGUGGCACCUAAAAUCGAUUGAAUUCGUCGACAUCGAUUUCCGGUCAAAGGACAUGCCGCACUUGGAGAGAACGAUCGACAAACUAGGCGUUGACCUGGUCGUGUUGCGGAAUUGCACAUACCACGGAAUCCAGCCCGGCGAGGAAUCGCAGAAGCUUCUAAACGCGUUGAACAGGAAAAAGCAAGCGGUUGUCUGUGAAUACGGCGACACACGGCUGAAGCAUCGCUUAUGCCGACGCCCGACCGCACCGGCCCCCGACGUCCCUGCGCUUGGACAGCAAAACGUUCCCGAUGAUGAUGCCGUUUCAAUGAUGGCGCCGGCAGCACCACGUCCGCAGAAUCACAGGGCCAGACGUGUUUCAGGAAGAAGCCGUAUGGAUCUCCACGAAUCUCUGGAUGUUGUGGUGCAGCAUUUGAAAAGCAACAUCCAAUGGAUCUUACUACCAGCCGGCCUCUACGCAAUUUCAAAGUUGGCCCAGAAGCUCGUCCCCGGCCCGCACAACCAACCUCGCCUCAGCUUCCGCGACAAAACUGUCCUGAUUACAGGUGCUUCAACGGGUCUUGGCCGCGCCCUGGCCACCGAGCUGUACGCACGUGGCGCAAAGCUGAUCCUCACCGCCCGCUCGAUUGACAAGCUUCGUGAGCUCGCCGAGGAGCUGAAGGCGUCUGGUGUUCAAAACAAGCACGAGCCGGCAUACCGAUCUGGAAAAACUGGUCGAGCUGUCGAUCGACGGGAAGACGAUCGAUGUCCUCAUCAACAACGCCGGUCUCUCGAAUCGCGGCCCGAUUACCGACACGCCGAUCAAGAUUCAGCGACAAAUUAUGGAAGCAUGCCAUUUUACUUGUUAUUUAAUAUUUUACUCCAGGUAAACUACUUUGGCCACAUCACGGUGACAAAAGCCCUGCUGCCGUUUAUUCCGGACGAAGGGUGUAUCAUUGUUACGAGCAGCUUGCAAGGGCGCGUUGCAGUGCCAUAUCGAAGCGCAUAUUCGGCGAGUAAGCACGCUCUGCAGGGUUUCUUCGAUUCGAUGCGAGGCGAGGAGCGCCACAACCUGCAGAUCCUCAUCGUGUCGGCUGGCUAUAUGAAUACCGGAUUUGGCGCGAAGGCUCUUGACAUCAAUGGGCAACCAGUGGCAAAGGAGGACCAGGACCAAGCCAAGGGCUAUUCUUCAGAAUAUUCGGCCAAAGCUAUCCUGGAUUCCGCGGAAAGAAGAGACAUCGAGCUCAUCCUAGCCCCGUUCGUCCACAGAACCGGAAUUUUCUUGAGAUGGCUUUGGCCGACUCUUUUCUACCGCCUGAUGUACAAGCGCAGUCUCAAGGAUGAAUACGGGAAGAAGCAACAA